Molecule: messenger RNA, 4994 nt
Organism: Bombyx mandarina (wild silkworm)
Lineage: Eukaryota; Metazoa; Arthropoda; Insecta; Lepidoptera; Bombycidae
Source: RefSeq, a predicted model, not a curated record
UAAAAUUGUGCCGUUACCAGGUCAUUUAAAUAAUAAAAAAAAAUUGGCAAGAUAACUGAGUUUAGAUAUGGAUCAACAUUUAAAAAAAAACUGCAUUCGAACCAAUGUAACCGUUGGCAAUGCCUGGAUAAUCUGCAAAUCCAAAUCCCAUCCAGGAUUUAAUUAUUAUUUUAAUACUUUAUCUGGUGAAGCUGUUUGGAACCUCAGCAGUGCAGAGGUCGAAAAAGCUAAGAAGAAGACAAAAUUUCUAGAAAGUCAACCAGGAAAUAGUCUGCAGAGAUGUCCUGAACCAAAAGAACCUCCAGUCACCCCACCCUUUCAGAAUUCAAGUUAUGCAUCUCAUUCUAACUAUUCAGUUCAGAAUGGUGUGAUGUUAGGACCACAAUGUUCUACACAGCCAAUGGGUGGAUCACAGUUUUACAAUUCCUUGAGUUUGAUAAACGCCGUACCUCUUAAUGUAACAACAGUACCUGCAUACAAUUCAAACGUUUGGUCCCUUCCACCUCAAACACAAUUCAUAAUAAGUCCAUUAAUUAAUCAAGUACAAACAAUGAUGCCUCAUGCUCAAUUACAAUUAAAUAAGGAUAGUCAACAUUUGUCAAACCAAAACGCAUCUGGACCAAAAAUAUUCCAAAAUAAGCCUUUUGAUAGAGGACAAAACUUGAAAGAAAAUGUUUUUCAAAGAAACAAAUAUGCUGGAGGUCAAUUUUCAAAUGUAGAUUCCGAUCUGAGACAAAAACUUAGAACUGUACGUAAUAAAUAUCAAAGGUCUAAAUAUGUUAACGAAAAUCAGCUCAAAGAUGGAAAGUUUUUUAAUCAAAACACAAAGCCUUAUAUUCACAAAACAAUGGAUACCACUAAAAUUGAUCUUACACCUUUGAAAAAUUUAGCUCCAUUAAAAACACAUACUGAUAGUUGGUAUAUAGUGGCCGAUACAAAUACGAUUUUAAACAACUUUGGAUUUCUCACUAAUUUAACAGAUUCAGAUAAAACAUGUCACUUGACGGUGCCGAAAUGUGUCAUGAACAACCUACAAUCCAUUGCUGAAAAAAAUAAAAGUAUGAAUGCACGCCGCAUAGUAAGGUUUCUUACACAGCAAAUAGAUGCCGGUUUAGUAAAAUUAGAAGAAAAAGGCGAAGAUGAUAAUAGCCCAUCGAAUAUAUUUGACCUGUGCUUAAAAUUAUCACAGAAACAAUAUCAUGUAGUUCUUCUUUCGGAUGAUGUGACAUUGUUAAAAUAUAAAGGCAUGAACAAUAUAAUUAUAAUGACAAUCAUAGAAUUGAAAGAACUUCUUGAAAAAAAUACCAACCACGCAACUGUACCAGAAGAAACACCUUUUAUUGUUGAAAAAUUAAUCAAAAUAACAGUUCCUAAUGACAUGCAAAGCUCUCAGUGUCACACAGUACCGACGAGAGACAGUAAAAUUGGGCAUGAAACGGAUUUUACUCAAGAAUUGCAAACAACAAAAGAAAUAUCUUAUAGUGAAAUGGUUACAGAAAGCAAUAAUAGUAGUGAGUGCGGUGAGGAAGUUAGCGACUGUUCGCAAUGUAAAACUGCGUGUAGUUCGCCUAGAGGCGACGUGAUACCUCUGAAAAAAAGUUCAGAUCUCAAAGAUGAGACUGAAAUUGACGUGGAAGAUAGAUCUCAUGCUAGUUCAAAAGAUAGACUACCUAAAAAUCAGUCGCCUAUGACUGACCAUAAAGUGAAAGAGAAAACCGCCGAAGAUUACACUCCUAGAAAAAGAGUUAUAAAGUUGAGACAUAAUGUUAGUCAGAGUGAACCAACUAUUAAAAGAAAACGAUGGAGUACUAGGAGACGUUGUGAUAAUAAUUAUCUUUCAGCAGAAGAGCGUUUUUCACAAUCGCCCAACGUUAAUAUUGCAAAUGUAAAUAAUGUAUUCACAGAGAAACGAAAUGACGCUGCUGGCGAAGAAAUUUUUGCCGAUCAAACAAAAAGCUCAACCGAUACUAUUGAUUGUAGUAGCAUGAACAGUGUAAUUAUUUCAAAUCGUGUUCCUGAUAAUAAUAUUAUCAUCGACGAAUCUUCUAUGUCUGGUGCUAUAUCAAACACAGAAAGCAAUGUUGAUACUGAUAGCGUCAUUAGCUAUAAAAUGAAAUUUUGUCGUGAGAUAAAGAAACCUAUUCAGCGUAACAUUAUGGUUGAUAUACCCAGCACGGUCAUAGAAGAACACCUUUCAAUGAGAUGCGAGGAAUGGUUAUUCAGAUUUAUCCAAAUAAUGGAGGAUGUGCUAUCACAAAUUUUACAAGAGGAUCCGCAUUUUGUGAAUAGUGAAUUUCCACCACCGUGGACAUUACACGAAGCAACGCAGUGCAUAAUAAAGAAGUUUAGUCACUGCUGUUAUGUUGUAGACGCUGCGAAUAAACUGUCUAUAGUGCUUUUUGAGUUAAGUGACGCAAAAGGUAAAAUGAUUUCUAAAAUAAAUCCGUCGCAAUAUAUGGAAAUGUACAGCUAUGGUGCUUACUUGAUCAAGGCUUUGCAGGACGUUAAUGAAAAUUGUCAAGAUCUUAAAACUGCGUCAAAGCAUUUAAAGGAGUUAUUAGACGAUAUAUAUAAUCCGCACAUAGAUAAGCUUAAUAAUGACAGUUUUGUUGAAGAUAUUUCCAGAGUUUCUCCCAAAAAAUUAAUUCCAUCUUGCCCCGAUAGAAGAAGUACCGUAAAAAACCAAAGUGAAAAUGUUCAAAAUGUAGAGAACACUCCGAAAAGUUCUGAUAACCAGAUUAAAAUUCAAUCAAAUGAGGGAAAAACUACAUCAGUCUCAAUAAAAGAAGAUCUCUUCCUUCAUCUCGAACUCGAAAAGAGUAGUACUGAUAAUAAAAAAAUUGAAACAAACCAAGUAUUAGAAAAUGAAAAAGAAUCUGACCAAAAUGAUGAUAUUGCAGCAGUCAACUCCUGCAAACCAAAAAUAAUAAGAUUAUUCACAAAAUGUCCUGAAUUUGAGAAUCGUUCAGAAUUGGAUUACGAUUUGGAUGCAGAUGAAGACGAAGAAGAAUAUGAAGACGAAGAUGAAGAUGAAGAAUAUGAUAAUGAAUAUGAUGAAAUUUCAGACUUCUGUGACGAAACAGAAACUUUGGUUCGUCCUGUCGUGUCAGAUGAGGUUAAAAUCAAGGGGUUCAUUUCAAUGUUCUUACAGGAAAUCAAUGAAACUUACCAAGAGGUUAUGACAUUAUGUGAUACAAGCUAUAAAGACCUUUUAGAUAACAACAUUCCAAACCAUAUUAAAACCGCAAUUGGUGUAAAAGCAGAACAAGCUGUUGAUCAUAUAAAAACCCUUUGUAAAUCGUUGGACAGUAUUCUUCGUCGGGACGGUACUAACCCAGAUGAGAACAUACGGUGCCUGUUAAAGAAAGCUGGCAUCGAGAUGAAUUUUAGUCAAGCUCUCUGCGAGGAUUACAAAAAUCUUAUAAGGAAAUGCAAGGACCAAGCUGAAAUAUUUACAACAACGGUUGAUAUUAUUACAAAAGCGGCUAAAUUAUAGUUUUCAAACAUUUUACUAGAAAAGUAAAUAACUUGAAAGUAUCAUAAUAAUAUGAAUUGUUAGCGAUAUAAGUUGAUUUAGUUUUCAGUCGACGUAACGAAAUGUUUAUUUCCAAUAAGAAAAUGUGAAAUUUAUAUCCUUACUCGUUUAAAUAACUGUAUCUACAAUUCCGUUCUCUCCGAUCUGCGAAUUUUGAGCGGAAUCACUAUCGUCUUUCUACAACAUAUCGCUUCUAAUAUAUUACAUAUAAGUGUUUAUUUUCAACUUACGUACUUGAUUUAUGUAUGCUCAUACAACAGUUUUAUUUGAUGAUGGUUUUUAGUGUUUUUUUAAUAGUAAUUGACUUAUCUGUAUGCUGACGAAGCGUACUUUCACCUAAUUUUUGAUAAAUGAAUCCACUGCAAUCGAAGAAAUCAGCCAUCCACCGGAUACCCAAAGUGGUCGUUUGAAGCAGAGGCGUAGGCAAAACUUCAAAAGUACAAUUCUAACUUUAUAGUCACAAAAUUAAUACAUGAUUGGUUAAAUAAAUACAUAAUUACAUUUAUUCUACGACCCGGCAACAUUUUCUAAUAUAUCUAUCGGAUCUAUUUAUAUAUAAUUCGGUAUUUUUGUUUUACCUAACCACAUUGAAAUGCCAGUUUUGUGUUGCCCAGUUGGAGCACCGGGUAAUGAAAACUCCAGAGGGUCCCACGAACAAGUUUAUUGGAUAAUUUUAUUAGUUACAGUAAUGGUUAUAGUUAACACACGGCUUAUCACGGGUUCGAAAGGAAUGGCGGCGAGUGGCGAGCGAGGUGCGGGCGUACAUGCGUGUGUACGCCUCGGUGGGUGCGCGUGGUCUGCAUAGGUUAUAUAUAAUCUUACUCUAUGGUCUGCAUGCAGAGUCUGAUAGAAGCGCGUGCGGCCCGCCAAAGGAAAUCCCUCGUUCACUACUCUUUGAGUCGCGCUGGGAGCCGACAACGAUAGCUCCUGAUUGGUCGCGGCGUGCGGCCAGGCGCGGCUACCGUUUGGGUUGCUAUACGUACGAAAUUUUUACUUAAUAAAUGCGUGGGCUGGACUCAUUUAGUAAAAAAACCAUAUUGCGUUGGAAUUUAAUAAAACGACUGAAGACAACAAGUUUAAUAGAAUUUAAUGAAAUUAUGGUGCAGUUGCAUGUACUAUUUGUGAUUUUACAUUUGAUGCAUUUGUGAUGUUUUACUUUACUAAUGUAGGUACAACUUUGUUUAAUUACUAAACCAUUCGUUUUUGUGUGUAGUAACUCCAUCUGUAUCGUUUUUAACGAUGGAAAUGUCCAAAUUUUGUUUGUUUUUAAACAGAUUUAGCAAUAUUUGAACUACACAUUUUUAUGCAAUUAUAAUGUGAACAUGAAACUAAGUUAUUUUCUAUAUGACAAAAUCCCUCGUAAAGAAAAAAAUGUAAUAUUAAAAUUCUUUAGAUGGAUUUUGAUGGAUGUGCGUUUUAAUGAUUAAAGUACCUUGUAAAUAAAAAUAUUUUAAGUAUA